AUGGCUGCAGUGGCUCCGUUAUUAGGUAUAGUCAGAAAAAUUGAUUCCUAUUCAGAAUUAGGAAGAACCAAUCAAAUAGUGAAAGAUUUAAAGGAAAGAACAGAAGAACUUUUGGAAAUAUACGAUGAAGAUGAAGAAGGCAAAGAAGGAUAUGGAGAAAUCGAUUUAGAAGAGUUAACAGAUAAAGAUAAACGAACAAAAUUAGCUCAAGAUUUAGCCAAAGAUAAAAAAGAAAAAGACAUAGUAGUUACUUACCAAAAAGACGAUUCUACAAUUGAAGAAUUACGGCAAAAAAUUAGCGAAGCAGAAUCUAAAAAAGCCAACCAAUCAAAGAACCAAGCAAAAGAAACCCACGAAGAGGCACUUCGAGCCGAAAAAUUUGCUUCUUCAGAAAUAGUAAUAAUCAGCGCGACUGAUGAUGAAGAGAAGAAUGGUCAAUCCCUCAAUAAUUCCCAAGCUAAGCUUUUAAAUAAAUUUCAAAAAGGAAAUGAAGAAACAAAUGAACUAGUGGAACAACCCCUCCAAAUCCAACCUCCUUACGGCACUCCAGGUUCUUCUAAACCCAACUAA
This is a messenger RNA of Funneliformis geosporum, 570 nucleotides long. Lineage: Eukaryota; Fungi; Glomeromycota; Glomeromycetes; Glomerales; Glomeraceae. The record is from the annotation of a GenBank genome assembly.